GCACCGGGUGUCCCGCCCGAGCCCCCCCGCCAGCACCGGGGGUCCCGGGGGGGCACAGGGGCAGCGCUGGGGUCGGGAUAAAGGUGCUGGUGGUUUUGGGGGAGGGGGAUCCCCAGCUUUGGACCCCCCCAAAAGUCCGGCUUGACGCCCCCAGCCCCACCCCGAUGAUCCCCGGGAAUUUUUGGUGGGAAAGGCCCCCCCAUCCUCCCCUCCCCGCAGCCCCCCCGAGGGAACGGGGGGUGGGGGUGGGACUGAGGGGACACCGGGGGGGUUGUGCUGGGCUGGGACCCCCCCGGUGGCUGCCAGGGAGUGACAGCGGCCAGGCCCUGGUGGCACUGAGGGUCCCCUGGCUGUGCCACGGCACGGGGACACCCUUGGGGACAUCUUGGGGACACCCAUGGGGACACCCUUGGGGACAUCUUGGGGACAUCUUGGGGACACCCUUGAGGAUAUCUUGGGACGUUCUUGGGGGCAUCCUUGGGGACAUCUUGGGGACACCCUUGAGGAUAUCUGGGGACGUUCUUGGGGGCAUCCUUGGGGACACACUGGGGGCCAGCCGUGUGCAGGGUGUGACAGGGGGGACAGGACGGGGCCAGCGAGGGGCGAGGCCGGAGGGAUCAGUCCAGGGCUGUGUCCGUCCCUCCUGGGGGUCUGUCCGUCCUUCCAGGGCUCUUCCCGUUCUCCCGGUGGUUCUCCCACCCUCCCGGGGGUGUUCCCGUCCUCCCGGGUGCUGCCCCCCCGCCCGGGCCGGCUGGGGGAACGUUUAAUUCGGGGCUUUAUCCACAAACACUCCCGGGCUAAAAAUAUCCCGCCGGAGCCGCUUUGCCUUUUUUGACGGGAUCCCGGCCGGGGCAGCGCCCGCGGCUCCCGCUCGGUGCCAGUUGUGCCACCUGGAUCCGGGGGACACAAGGCCUGGGGACCCGGAUCCGGGUGUCCGGAGCCUGGGAAUUCCAGAUCCUGGGAAUUCCAGAUCCUGGGAUCCCCAGAUCCUGGAGAUUUCACAUCCUUGGAAUUCCAGAUCCUGGAGAUUUCACAUCCUGGGAAUUCCAGCUCCUGGGCUCCUCAGCUCCUUGGAAUUCCAGCACUUGGGAUCCCCAACUCCUAGGAAUUCCAGCUCCUGGGGGAUCCAAUUCCUGGAGAAUUCAGCUCCUGGGGUCCCAAACUCCUGGGAAUUCCAGCUCCUGGAGAUUCCAGCUCCUCGGGGACCUGUUGGAAUGGACGAGGGGCCAGGGGGGCACCUCAGUGGCCGUGAGCCGAUGAGUUUCCUCCCGCUCCGCUGACGGAUGGGGGCCGGGCGGGGCGCCGGGGGGGCCGGAGGCCGCUGCCCACGGGCCCCGGCCGGCCGGAGGGAGCUGCCCGGUGGGCCCCGGUGCCGGGCCCCCCCCGGCCCCCCGGCCCUGGAGGGCACCUCGGUUCUCGGCCCCUGCUCGUGGCAGAGCCGCGGCUGGCGCAGCCCCGCGGGGCAGGAGCAGGAGGAGGAGGAGGAGGAGGAGGAGGAGGAAGAGCAGGAGGUGGCCGCUGUCCCCGGGGAGCCGCCACAGCCCGACCCCGCUGUCCCGGCAGCGUGUGGCAGCAGCGGGACGAGCCUCGAGCAUGAGCUGACCCCGGGAGCUGAAGCUCUGCCGCUCCCGGGGAGCCCCCAGGCCGCGGGCAGGGCUCACCGGGACUGGCGGCUCAGCCCUGGUGACAGCAUGGCCAUCAGUGUCCCCUGCGGUGUCCCCUCCGGUGUCCCCUCCGGUGUCCCCUGCGGUGUCCCCAGCAGCUCCAGCCUGGCCGAGGUGCUGGCCUGGUGGCAGUCGGACGCCGAGGAGAUCCUGCACGGCCUGGGCUUCGUGGGGAGCGAGGCGGGGGUCGCGUCCCGUGUCCCCCCGCGCUUCUUCUCGGCCCCGUCCCGCGCCAGCGGCAUCGACCUCGGGCUCUUCCUGCGGGCCCAAGUGCGGCGCCUGGAGAUGGAGGACCCGUGUCUGCUGCUGGCCAGUCGCUUCCAGCAGCUCCAGGCCCUGGCUGCCACCGCCGACGCUUUCUUCUGCCUCUACUCCCGAGUGUCGCGGACCCCCCCGCAGCGCAUCGCCCCCCCCCGGCCCUGUCGCGACAUCCCCGUGUCGCGACCCGGGCAGCGCCUGAAGCGCGCGGUGUCCUCGCUGUGCCUCUGCACGGGGGGGGGACACGGCGACAUCCCCCGGGGGGCGACCCCCGGUCCCCGCGGCGCCCCGGGCACGGGCGGUGCCCCCGGGGGCUGCCGGGGGGACGGUGACACCGGGCGGUGCUGGCGGUCCCCGAGGCCACCCCCGGCCUGGGGACACCCCGAGCGCGGCCGGGGGGUUCGGGGGCGCGGGGGGGCUCCGUGCCCGGCGAUGGCAGCGCGGGGGGACACGGGGGACACGCGGGGCGAUGUCACCGUGUCCCCCCCACGCGCCAGCAGGGUCGGGGUCACCCCCGAGCGCCCCGCGGGGCCGCGACCCCCCGGGAGGGUCCCCGCGACCCCCGAGCCCCCGGGAGCGGCGGAGUCCUCGGAGCUGGAGGAGGUGAGGAGGAGGAGGAGG
This is a messenger RNA of Taeniopygia guttata (zebra finch), 2543 nucleotides long. The record is from RefSeq and is a predicted model, not a curated record. NCBI's taxonomy places the organism in Eukaryota, Metazoa, Chordata, Aves, Passeriformes, Estrildidae.